Molecule: messenger RNA, 1506 nt
Organism: Aspergillus saccharolyticus JOP 1030-1
Lineage: Eukaryota; Fungi; Ascomycota; Eurotiomycetes; Eurotiales; Aspergillaceae
Product: non-structural maintenance of chromosomes element 1 family protein
Exons: 3
Coding region: 122-1165 (347 amino acids)
Biological process (GO): DNA damage tolerance; double-strand break repair via homologous recombination
Cellular component (GO): Smc5-Smc6 complex; nucleus
Molecular function (GO): ubiquitin-protein transferase activity
Source: RefSeq, a predicted model, not a curated record
UGUUCCCUCAUCUUUGUUUUGUGACCCCAAGAAAACAUAUAGAACCGCAUCUCUUGCACUUUCCCGCUAUAUCUGCAUAAAGCCAAGCCUGCAGAAGUAGACACACCUCCUACCGACAAAAAUGGUUCGAGAAACCGGCCCCUACAACUACAAUGACACCAACCGCGCUUUUCUCCAGGCCUUCUUGGGCCGCUCGACCAUGACUUUUGGAGAAGCCAGACCCGUACUAGCUGCGAUUUUUUCAGCGCAUGAAAAACAGCCCGUCUCCGCGGAGGAAGUCACCGAGGACGAAUUCCAGUCCUACAUUGCGACCGCCAACAACGCCAUCUCCCCCUUUGACCUCGAGAUCCGCAGUACCCUGCCCCAGAUCGAAAUCGACCCGAGCCAGACGACCGCCUCACCGCCAGAGCGGGUGUACGCGCUGGUUAACACGACCAGCGACGCGAUGACGCAACUGGCGACGACAUACUCGGCGGACGAGAUUGCCUAUGUCAAGCGGCUGCUGGACGCGAUGUUCGAGACGCACAACACGCGCCGCUGCGAGGCGAUGGCCAUCAGUGGGAUCCAGGCGCUCCAGCUGGCGAAAGUCUCAGGGGAGCGGAGGGAGUCGGGGAUGCAGUCGCAGCCGACAUUGACGCAGGGGGCCACACAGCAAGCAGACUCGCAGGUGGUGGGUGGGGUGGUGCAGUCGUUGACGAUGUCGCAGGCGGAAAUGCUGUUGAAGCAGUUGGUUGAGGAAGGGUGGUUCGGGAAGAGUCGCAAUGGGUUUUAUAGCCUCAGUCCUAGAGGCUUGAUGGAGUUGCGGGGGUGGCUGGUUGCAACGUAUAAUGAUGAGGCGGAGGGGAUCCGGAAGAUCAAAUUUUGCGCUGCGUGCAAGGAUUUGAUCACUGCGGGCCAACGAUGUGGCGAUCGAGACUGUCUAGGCAGAUUGCAUGACCAUUGUAUGCCUCACUUCUUUCGCUCUCAGCAGGCUGAGAUCUGCCCGGUGUGUAAAGAUACCUGGCCGGGGGAUAAGUUUGUCGGUGAGAGAGCAGUCACACAAGCCGAUCAGGAGAUGCAUGCCCGCAGACGAAGAAGCUCAAACAUACAGCGAUCAAGCGAUGUGGCUGAGACUAACGCUCAGCUUGAACUUGCACCGAUGGAGGAAGACGGUGGCAGUGACUGAAGGGUGCAAGUAGUUAUUUUGAGGAAUGACAUUCUGGCAUCACAAACGUAAGAGGACAUGCCAUCAGCCGGCUACUACGCUUCUCUGGUUUUUGGGGGCUGCCCCUUGCAGAUUUCGCCAAAACCCCUUACUACAACCCGAGCCAGGCUAUGCAGAUGUUUGGGUAUGCGGGAGAACUGCUCGAACAGAUUAGUCGAGCCAUGAGCCGAACUGUUUCCUACGAACUCAAGCUCGAGACUUCCAAAAGGAUCCUACUGACACUGCAGCUAAUGAUGCUCGAAGCACCCUGUCCUAGCAAUUUAAGACUGUUGCGAGUUAACAAUUUGUAGACAGAACCUUGG